AGCGCUAAACCAGGGGCUAAGUGCAUCGACGGUCACGCCAUUGUGUUUCGUAAUCUCCUCACCGUAGUCAUAUAUUCUGCCGCAACCCUUUUCGGCCCGACCUUGCUCCCCACAGCUCACCCAGCCAGGGCUCUCCCUAGGCUUGAAACUAAAAACAAGCUGUCGGACAUGGAUUUAAACAACCUGGUGUUCGGAGGUCGCGAGAGGCAGCAGACGGCGCCCGCGGAGACCGACGAGGAGAUGGCGCGGCGCCUCCAGGCCGAGUGGUCGGCGCCGCCGGCCCGGCGGCGGCAGCAGACGAACGCGUACACGCCCGACGCCCCGCCGUCGUCGCGCCGCCGGUCGCCACACCGCUCGCGGUCGCCGGCGCCGCCGAAGCGGCGGCGCAGCGGGUCCCGGAGCGGGUCUCGGCGGAGCGGUUCUCGGAGCGGGUCCCGGAGCGGGGCCCGUCCCGAGAAGGAGGAGGAAGAAGCGUACCAGGAGGAGGACGACGACGACGCCGACGCCGAGGAGCCGUCGACGAGGAAGAAGCCGCGGCCGGCAACGCCGGAUGACGAGGACGAGCGGCCUCCCCUCGAGGUCACAUUUAAAAUAGGCGAGACCGACCGCUACGACCACGCCAAGGACUGCGCGUGCUCGCACUGCGCGCAGGUCCGCGCGCGGCCGCGCACGCCGCCGCCCGCCGCGCGGUCGCUGCCGGGGAGCCCCGUGAAACCACUCGCAGCGCGCGAGGAGCCGUGGCAGCCCUGCGCGCGGUGCCGCCCGCGCCAGACGAAGCAAGAGACCGCAAAAAAAAAGAAGGGCCGGAAGGCGCGCCGCCGCCGCGAGGAGGCCCCAGCAGCACCACCACCACCACCGAAGCGGGAGUCGCCCCAGGACGACGCCAAGAAGCAAUCGGCGGCCCGAGGCCGCGCGUUCCGCAGCGAGCGCCGAGCAUUAGCAAGGCACGGCGUCGGCGACGCGGCCGACCCCCUGAACGGCGGCGUCUACGCCGAGACGCGGCGGCUGCGACUGAGGUUUGCGCGGUCGCCGAUCCACUCGUGGGGCGUGUUUACGGACGAGCCCAUCGUCCAGGGGACGCAAGUGCUCGAGUAUCGCGGCGAGGAGAUCGGCCUGCAGGUUGGCGAGCGGCGCCAGGAGAUGUACGAGCGCAACGGCGAGAUUGAUUAUUUAUUCCGCGUCGACGACCAGCUUAUAGUGGACGCGACGCGCAUGGGCUCGCUCGCGCGGUUCGUGAACCACUCGUGCGCGCCGAACUGCGUCUCCAAGAUCGUGCCCCACGCGGGGCGGAAGAAGAUCGUGCUCUACACGAAGAGAGAUAUAGAGGCGGGCGAGGAGCUGUCCUACGACUACAAGUUCGAGCUCGAGGACGAGAAGAUCCCGUGCCACUGCGGCGCGGCGACGUGCCGCGGGUCGCUGAACUAA
This is a messenger RNA of Pelagomonas calceolata, 1425 nucleotides long. The record is from the annotation of a GenBank genome assembly. Lineage: Eukaryota; Pelagophyceae; Pelagomonadales; Pelagomonadaceae.